Messenger RNA from Cornus florida, 1894 nucleotides. RefSeq names its product dihydrolipoyl dehydrogenase, mitochondrial-like. NCBI's taxonomy places the organism in Eukaryota, Viridiplantae, Streptophyta, Magnoliopsida, Cornales, Cornaceae. Bases 81 to 1619 code for a protein of 512 amino acids. The record is from RefSeq and is a predicted model, not a curated record. Gene Ontology annotation, cellular component: oxoglutarate dehydrogenase complex; mitochondrion. Gene Ontology annotation, molecular function: flavin adenine dinucleotide binding; dihydrolipoyl dehydrogenase (NADH) activity. The transcript has 2 exons.
GUAUUUUGUAGACCAAAUAUCUACAACUACUACUUCAAAGGGUUUGUGUUUUUGUGCGACAGUUUGAAUCAAAGAAAAAAAUGGCAAUGGCGAGUUUUGUCCGGCGAAAUUCUUCAUUACUUUAUCUCUCUAGGAACCUCUACAAUUCCUCCUCCCCCGACGCUCUUCGUUACUCUCUCUCUCUAACCUCCUUCUCCAGAGGCUUCGCGUCGGGAUCUGACGACAACGACGUCGUGGUGAUCGGCGGCGGCCCAGGUGGCUACGUCGCCGCCAUUAAAGCCGCUCAGCUUGGACUCAAGACUACCUGUAUAGAGAAGCGAGGCGCGCUCGGCGGCACGUGCCUCAACGUGGGUUGCAUUCCUUCUAAGGCACUCCUUCAUUCAUCCCACAUGUACCAUGAAGCUAAGCAUUCAUUUGCCAGUCAUGGUGUGAAGUUCCCUUCUGUUGAGGUUGAUCUACCUGCCAUGAUGGGCCAAAAAGAUAAAGCUGUAUCUAGCUUAACACGUGGUAUUGAAGGUCUCUUAAAGAAAAACAAAGUUAAUUAUGUUAAAGGCUAUGGCAAGUUCAUCUCCCCUUCUGAAGUUUCUGUCGACACCCCUGAAGGUGGGAAUACUGUUGUCAAAGGCAAAAAUAUAAUUAUUGCCACUGGCUCUGAUGUCAAGUCUUUACCUGGGAUCACCAUUGACGAGAAGAGAAUUGUAUCAUCAACUGGAGCUUUAGCUUUGUCAGAAAUCCCUAAGAAACUUGUGGUCAUAGGAGCUGGAUACAUUGGCCUUGAGAUGGGCUCUGUAUGGGGCCGUCUUGGCUCAGAGGUUACUGUUGUUGAAUUUGCAUUGGACAUCGUUCCAACCAUGGAUAGUGAAAUUCGCAAGCAAUUUCAACGUACCCUUGAGAAGCAGAAGAUGAAAUUCAUGCUCAAAACUAAGGUGGUUUCAGUUGACACUUCUGGAAAUGGUGUGAAGUUGAUUCUUGAACCAGCAGCUGGUGGUGAGCAAAGCACACUCGAAGCUGAUGUUGUUCUUGUUUCUGCUGGUAGGACUCCAUUUACAGCUGGACUUGGGUUGGAUAAGAUUGGAGUGGAAAUGGAUAAGAUUGGUAGGAUCUUAGUUAAUGAACGAUUUGCUACAAAUGUAUCAGGUGUCUUCGCAAUUGGAGAUGUUAUUCCUGGGCCAAUGUUAGCCCACAAGGCAGAAGAAGAUGGGGUUGCAUGUGUUGAGUUCAUAGCGGGCAAGGAAGGCCAUGUGGAUUAUGAUAUGGUCCCUGGAGUUGUUUAUACACACCCGGAGGUGGCAUCUGUUGGAAAGACCGAAGAGCAGGUGAAGGUGCUUGGGGUUGAUUACCGUGUUGGAAAAUUUCCUUUCUUAGCAAACAGCAGGGCCAAGGCAAUUGAUGAUGCGGAAGGAGUGGUCAAAAUAAUAGCUGAGAAGGAGAGUGACAAGAUACUGGGUGUCCACAUCAUUUCGCCAAAUGCUGGGGAGAUCAUUCAUGAGGCAGUUCUGGCCUUGCAAUAUGGGGCGUCAAGUGAGGACAUUGCACGCACAUGCCAUGCACAUCCAACAAUGAGUGAGGCAUUGAAGGAGGCUGCCAUGGCCACUUAUGACAAGCCCAUUCACAUUUAGAAGAUGUGAUGCAUCUUAUCUUUUCUUGUUCUAUUAUUUCUUGAGCUUUGGAACAACUUAGCAGAGGCUUUCCGAUAUCUACCUGUCACUCAUCAAGUAGAUCAGGUGGUAGAACAUAAGGUUGCUUUUCUUCUUUUUCCUUCCCUUCAUUUGGGAUCACAGUACAAUCUGAAUGUCUCCUUGAUGCUUAAUAACAAUAGAAGAGGUGUACCUUGAGUUUAUGCGGCAUUAUGUGCAGUUUACAUUUACUGAAAUGAUAUUUGUUUACACUGAAA